Molecule: messenger RNA, 4100 nt
Organism: Vespula vulgaris
Lineage: Eukaryota; Metazoa; Arthropoda; Insecta; Hymenoptera; Vespidae
Product: adenosine receptor A2b-like
Exons: 5
Coding region: 1552-3336 (594 amino acids)
Biological process (GO): adenylate cyclase-activating G protein-coupled receptor signaling pathway; G protein-coupled adenosine receptor signaling pathway
Cellular component (GO): membrane
Molecular function (GO): G protein-coupled receptor activity
Source: RefSeq, a predicted model, not a curated record
CACCACCACCGACACCACCACCACCACCUCCACCACCACCAUCUCCACCCACCUUCAGCAGCGUGUCCCCCGUGUGUCACGAGGAGCCACUCAGUUACACGCUACAGGGUUGAGAAGUCGGACGCGAUAACAUUCGUCGUUCGAUCCCUGUUCGAAAUAUUUAUUCAACGAUUCGAUCUCGAAAGUUUCGAUCAUAGAGAUAUCUUAACGAUUGCUCAAUACCGAUUUAAAUUUCGCGCGUUUGUCGUGCCAGUUCGCGCGGUCGAAGCCGAUUGGUUCAUUUUUCUAAUUGACUUUCCCGCUUCGACGAGAUUGACAAUCGAUCAUUCAAAGUGUUGUGUUGGACAACUUGAAAUUUUUCAUUCGAAAUUCAUGUAAUUUUUAUAGAUUUAAUCGACGACAUAUUUUCUUUUACAUCGAAAAAGUUGAAGAUUCUUUUUUGCAAUUUUUAUAUAUAUCUAUUUAUAUAUACAUACACAUACGUAUAUAAAAAUAUGUGUCGAAAGGAACGUGUCAAAAAUGUUUCAUCAAAGUUUCGAAAAUUCGUAACGUAUAUUCGAUAACGAUUUCAAAUUCUCGUUGUUCAAAGUUUUUAAAAGUUUCAGUCGCAUCGUAGGAAACUUAAAAAUUGCAUCUACUCGAAUAGUAGGACAGAAGUUCGAGGUCGAGCGUUUAAUCGUCUAGUGAUAUCUCAGGUUACCUACGAUCCGAGGAUCCAUUUACGACGAUAUUGAUUAAUUCGAUGAUCGUUAAAUUCCGUCAUUAAUUUUAGUCGAAAGUGAUCUAUAUAAAUAAUUCAUCUGUUUCUAUCGUUCUUUCUGUAGAAAGUAGGAAGGAGGUGUGGACGCACGGACGACGUUGGAAUGACGAUUCUCAAUAUAUUAUAAAUAGCAAGAUGUUUUUCACCAUUGAAAUUAUAACAUGGAUCGUGUUUCAUAUAAAAAUUAGCGUAAAGACCAUGACGAGAGAAAAGAGGAGAAAAGGAAUGCUUUUAAAAUAUUUCAAGGAUUACGAAUUAUUGGAAAAGGAUUAAAUAUUAAAAAUAAGAAAUAUAAUAAUAGAAUGAGUUAUCGAUAGAGGAGUAAAAUUUCGUGGAGGACGAUGAUUAUCGAGAGGGCAUUCUCGAAUUCGUCGACCUCGUGUUGUAACUGGUUCGAUCGCGUAGGUAGGGAUCGCGUGCCACGAAACGUUAUAAAUUAAAAGCAAAGGAGGAAGUUCCCUCGUGAACGAGCGGACCUUUUCUUUCGGUCACUAGAAAAAAUGCGUGUCGAUUGACGAGAGAAAGAUAGAAAAGGUUUUGUGGUCUCACGCGAAGGCCAUUAAAAAAAAGAAAAAGUAAUAAUAAUAAUAAAAACAGAAAGAAAGAAAGAAAGAAAGAAAGGAAAAGAAAAAUCGACGACGAAGGACGAAGAAAGAAACGUAGGAAAGGAAAGAGCAGAAGAGCGAAAAAAACAGGAAAGAAAAAUAAGGAAGAAAAUAGACGCAGGGAGGAGAGGAAAAAAGUCGAAGAGAAGAAAGGAUAACUCCGUAUUUUUAAAAGAUAAGAUCGUGAUGGAAUUUCCAUCAAACUUUACCGAGCUAUCCGACAAUUUAAAUUACACUGUCAGCACCUUCAACACUUCCUAUACGAAUUACGAUCAACUUAAUUUACCCUACACCGUUUGUGAAAUACUCGUUGCUAUCUGUGCCGUAUUUGGAAACGGUCUGGUCAUCAUAGUCUUCGGCAAGGAAAAGAAAUUACGAAGACGUACGAAUUACUACAUCAUCUCUUUGGCAACGGCCGAUCUUCUCGUUGGUCUAUUUGCCAUACCCUUUGCCAUACUCGCCAGUAUAGGUCUACCAACAAAUUUACACGCCUGUCUCUUCACAGUCUCAGUGCUCGUUGUACUCUGCACGAUCAGUAUCUUUUGCCUCGUGGCAGUAUCCGUAGAUCGUUAUUGGGCUAUUCUUCAUCCCAUGGGAUAUUCUCGUACUGUUCGCACGAAAACUGCCAUAGGUAUAAUCUGUGUAUGUUGGAUCACCGGGACAUUGGUAGGCUUCUUACCACUUUUCGGAUGGAACGCUGGAAAAAAAUCCGACGAGAAGUGUAUAUUCACUCAGGUGAUGGACUACGAUUAUCUGGUCUUCCUCUAUUUCGCUACCAUCAUAUUCCCAGCGUUAUUAAUCGUCGCAUUUUACGCCCUUAUCUACAGGGUAGUCGUAAAGCAGGAGAAAAGUCCCUUUUUGGAUUCGGGGGUUAAGACGGAACGACGAACUUCGAAAGACGCUAAGUACCGGUCCCGUUUGCUCGAUGGGAAAACACGAUCGACGGGAUGCUUUCAGUUGCAGCAGAUAGUCACGAUGAAUCCAGGACGUCGUAGCGGUAGUGGUAGCAUCUCUGGUCUUGCUGGUGGUACUACUUUGGCCACUGGUGUUACUGGUGCUGGUGCUGGUGCUGGUGGUACUGUCGGUGCUGGUACUGGUGCUGGUGGUGGCGGUGGUGGUGGUGCUGGUAUUGGCGGUAACCAUCACACGACCGGGACGAUGCAACGUUUCAAGCGCGAUGUCAAGGCCACACAAAAUCUAUCCCACAUAGUAAUAUUCUUCAUCAUCUGUUGGUUCCCUCUUUACACGAUAAACUGCGUGAUGGCUUUCUGUCCGCGUUGCCAAGUCAACGAGUUCUUCAUGAAUCUCUGUAUCAUUCUGUCUCACUUAAAUUCAGUCGGAAAUCCUCUUCUCUAUGCUUAUCAUCUCAAAGACUUCCGUGAGGCUCUGAAGAAUUACUGGCGUCUAUUAUUUUCGAACGGCGAAGUUAAGUCUAGCGUCGUUAACGUCAUUCACGAAAGAGGAUCCCUGGCUGGUUCGCAGAGACAGUUUCAAAGACAAUCCUUCGUUGGUACUUUGCCGAUUAGAAAAGAAAGGUCCAGUCUUUUGAGACAGGUGACGGAUUUCCAAGCUAAAGAAACGUCUUCCUUGAGUCGGGCAUCUUCCAUUCGUGACAAAGAGGAACGUAACGAGCCAAUGGUUUCAUCGAGUUCCUCGCCGAGCGAAGAAAAACUACGUAGCAGCAGCGAGUAUCCUUUAAACGAGGAUAGUCCUUCCUCCGCGUAUGAAAGAAGUUCCUUGGAACGUUCCGAAUCUGCUGAUACUCCAUCAAGGGAGGAUUCGCAAAUGGAAUUACAAAUUUAUAAAGCUCUCGCAACCGUUCCAACAUCGUCGGAAGUAGAUCGUUCCGAUCGUUUCGAGGAACUCCCACCCACCUCGAUUUUCAUAAUAGAGGCGGAUGUGAAUCGAACUGUGUCGAAUCGAGAUAAAUGUGAGGUGAAUUCGAACGAGAGGCAGGACGAGGGAGGAUAAUCCCUUUCGAGAGAAUAAUUUAUGGUUUCAACGAUAUAUAUACGAUAAUGCAUUGCAUGCAUACGAAUGUAAUUCGUUGAUUGACUCUGAUCCGAUUGGUCGAUGAUCUAUGUCAAAUAGGAAUGCGCGAUAUUCGAAUGUUCGAUGUUCGUACUAUGUGUGCUCAGAAAAUUCUUCAUUGCGCGUAAUAUUUAUUUCGUAGGAACCAUAUAAAUAUAUCUAUAUAUAUAUACACUGUUUUAUCCCGAGGUUAUAAUCGUUAAGACUGUUUGUACAAAAUUAACAUCGACUGACCCUACUGAGAUUACGUUUAAUCCUUCUUUCAAGUUCUAAAUUUCGAGCGCAAUGAAGAUCGGUAUUUACUCGUAUCAUUCAUCGACCAUAAAAUAUGGAUGGCAUGUCUAUGUAUAUAUCAAAGCAAAAACUAUUCUUCUAUGAAUAUCGACAAAUUACUUGUGAUAAGUUACUAAAACAUAUCCAUGACGAAACUUAAGAUCUCAUUGAAUGUCCCGAAUUGUUUUCUCGUAACGUGCAUGUAAAGAUAUAAUAAUAAUCCAUAUGUUUUACGAACUAAAACAUAUAGUAGUUGUAUAAAUACUUGAAUGAUGUUGUGUCUAAUCGAGAUACGUGUAUUUUAGCACACAAAUUAUCGAAUUAAAUUUAUUAUAUAUAUUCGUCAUAACUUCCGUUAUGUACAACGAAUAUUACAUAUUAUUACACCACUGAGCUGUAUUAAUAAAUGUAAUCGAAAUGAAUUUUAAGUA